GCCCAUUCCCACCAACCUCAAUUACCACGCCCCUCAUACCCGGAACUUCCAGUAUAAGCAGAAGAAAGCAUACGGGUACCUAUGCAUUAAAAGACAUGGAUAUAAAUAACCCGAGAUAUCAUACUAAAUUAUCUCCGAGGCCCACACUGCCAAUCGGCCCUAAUUACUCGAAACGCAACCAACACCCAAGUCCAAGUGACGCUGACGUACUCUCCAACAAAAAAAAAACGCUCCGAUUCCGGGGCUGGCAUUGUCUAUUAUGGAGUUGGUAUAGUCUGGGAGGGUGAGCUAUUUAAACCUUUUCCUCCUACGUACUCUACCCUGCCUACCGGCUAUAUAUACAACGAAGUGCGAAGAGAGAUAAUGCCCAUCAGCACAGCAAGAACUAAACCCAACAAAAUGCUCUUCUUCCAAGCUUUAAUAGCCGGUGCAUUCGCUAUCGGGAUCAUCGCUGUCUUCUUCCCGAACAUCCUAACCACAAUCUCGUCAUCAACCCCAAACCUCGCCCGUCUCCGCUCCCACAUAUCCGCCCAACCCCCCGCAGCAAUAAAGAACAACCCAUGGGCGCUCAUGGCCCAAAUCGAAGAGUACGCAGAUAAGGCCGGGCACCUGAUGAUCUUCCGCAGGGCGAAACUGGAUAUCGCGCAUGGCGCCUUACGCUCUAUGUCCCAGCCGCCGAGGGUUGUUCUUGAGUUUGGGACGUAUGUGGGGAUGUCUGCGCUUGGGUGGGGGGCUAUUCUGAAGGAGAUUCAUGGGGGGGAUGGGAUGGGUGUUGGUGGUGCUGUGAAGGAGGAAGGGUGUAGGGUUUAUACCUUUGAAAAAGAUGCUGAGCUUGUGAGGAUGGCUAGGGAGGUUAUUGAGCUUGCUGGGCUGAGUGAUAUUGUGACUGUUAUUGAGGGGACGGCGGGGGAGGGGGUUAGGGGGUUAGUUGCUGAGGGGGAGAUUCAGCCUGGAAGUGUGGAUAUGGUGUUCCUUGACCACUGGGAGAAGUAUUAUCUGCCCGAUUUGAGGGUUUGUGAGGAGUUGGGCGUUUUGAGGAUGGGGUCGUUGGUUGUGGCGGAUAAUACGGAUAAGCCGGGGGCGCCGAGGUAUUUGGAGUAUGUUAGGGCUGGUGGGGAGGAUGGGGGGGUGAGGUAUGAGACGAAGACGUAUCAGAGUGUGACGAAGAGGUUGGGGGCGCCGAGUGCGGUUGAAAUUAGUACGGUGGUUGAUUUGGGUGUGUCUAGAUUCUAGGGCUCCCCUUUAAUUGGGUUCUACAGUGAAGAGUCCAUUGGCUAGCAGUGAAAUGUAGGCGAGGAAGCUAAGAGUAGAAUGACAGGCGAAAGACAGACUUUAUUAAACUAUGGAGCACCUAACAACGAGCCAAGAAGGCACUCUUACAAAGUCCGUUCACCACAAUAUCCUAGAUAUUA
Aspergillus versicolor CBS 583.65 is the source of this 1412-nucleotide messenger RNA. Its product is annotated as O-methyltransferase. Lineage: Eukaryota; Fungi; Ascomycota; Eurotiomycetes; Eurotiales; Aspergillaceae. The record is from RefSeq and is a predicted model, not a curated record. Gene Ontology annotation, molecular function: O-methyltransferase activity. Bases 364 to 1233 code for a protein of 289 amino acids. The transcript has 3 exons.